CGUCCUGCCUAGGCGGAAAGUUUCCGAGAGUAGCGCGGGAGCUGAGAAGUUGGAGGCUCGGUUUCAUCCGGGGAAGGCCUUGAGCAGUUUGUUCCGCUGUCUUCCUGCUUCCCGGUUCCCCGACUGCGUCCCCACGAACUCCCCGUCUUUACCGCUUGCUGCUGUGGAGUGCCUCGCUGUCUCCCAGGUCCCCGAGUUCCUGGUUUCAGAGAAGAUGACCGAAGAACUGGAUUUCCUGGGACAGGACUCUGAUGAGGGUAGUGAGGAAGUGGUCCUAACUCCUGCAGAGCUCAUUGAAAGGUUGGAGCAGGCCUGGAUGAAUGAAAAGUUUGCCCCUGAGCUGCUGGAGAGCAAGCCUGAGAUUGUAGAAUGUGUCAUGGAACAACUGGAGCACAUGGAAGAAAAUCUCAGGAGAGCCAAAAGGGAGGACCUGAAGGUCAGCAUCCACCAAAUGGAGAUGGAGAGGAUCCGCUACGUCCUCAGCAGCUACUUGCGGUGUCGCCUCAUGAAGAUAGAGAAGUUUUUCCCUCAUGUCCUUGAGAAGGAGAAAACCCGGCCCGAGGGGGAGCCUUCCAGCCUCUCCCCGGAAGAGUUGGCCUUUGCCAGAGAGUUCAUGGUGAACACAGAGACCUAUCUGAAAAAUGUCGCCUUGAAGCACAUGCCCCCUAACUUACAGAAGGUGGACCUCUUUCGGGCAGUUCCCAAACCAGAUCUAGAUUCUUACGUGUUUCUGAGAGUGAGAGAACGACAAGAAAACAUACUGGUAGAACCAGACACAGAUGAGCAGAGGGACUACGUGAUUGACCUGGAAAAGGGCUCACAGCACUUGAUCCGAUACAAAACCAUUGCACCUCUGGUUGCAUCUGGAGCUGUCCAGCUAAUUUAAAACUAGGCAUAAACAGCCAGGCAUGGUGGCUCACGCCUGUAAUCCCAGCACUGUGGGAGUCCGAGGCAGGCGGAUCAUGAGGUCAGGAGUUCGAGACCUACCUGACCAACAUGAUGAAACCCCAUCUGUACUAAAAAUAUAAAAAAAUUAGCACCUGUAAUCCCAGCUUCUCGAGAGGCUGGGGCAGGAGGAUCGCUUAAACCUGGGAGCAGGAGGUCACAGUGAGCCGAGAUCGUGCCAUUGCACUCUAGCCUGGGUGACAGAGCGAGACUGUCUC
Molecule: messenger RNA, 1163 nt
Organism: Chlorocebus sabaeus (green monkey)
Lineage: Eukaryota; Metazoa; Chordata; Mammalia; Primates; Cercopithecidae
Gene: GINS4
Product: GINS complex subunit 4
Biological process (GO): double-strand break repair via break-induced replication; DNA-templated DNA replication
Cellular component (GO): GINS complex
Source: RefSeq, a predicted model, not a curated record